AGAAGCUGGACGCUGGCCUGUGCUGAACUGAUCACGAGGUUUGAACUGAACAAGAGACAGCUGACAACUUCCAAAAAAACAAAAAGUUGAAUUUCAAUGUAAUAGAUGUUUCCUUGGUCUGCUGUUUUCUCCCUUGAGCCCAAAGUGCCCGGCCAGCGCAGCUCUGAGGAGUUGGUGACCAACACUCUAAUGUUGGAGAUGGGGGCCAUGGUGAAGCGCACUGAACGCAUUCGUUUGGAGCGGGCGACAGAGGGUCGACGCCGCCGUCGCAGCUCCAUCUCCACAGCUGACUACAGCUGGCUGGCCACCACCCCGACCCAGCAGCACUACGAGCUGACACCCAACGACCUGCUGGAGCUGCAGGACCUCUGUGCCAAGAUCCCUCCUGUGCAGUGUGGCCCUCUGAUCGUCAGGUUCAGGAGGCUGGUGUCUCAGAUGGAGCCUGAGGUUCACGAGGUUCCCCGGCUGUUUCGCUCAGUGCUACACGAGUGCAUGGACGAGGUGAACGGAAACGAAGAUGUGCCGACUCAGGAUGGUGUCUUUGAGAAGCAGCAGCGCAGCAAGAGCCUCUCUUUCGUUACUUUCCGCAGCAAGUUCUGCUCGGGUCAGUUCUUCAAGGGCAGUGGCAUGAGAGGCUCCAGGGGGAAUCUGCAGCAGCAGGUGGAUUGGUACGACGAGGAGGAGGAUGAAGAUGGGGAGGAGGAGGAGGCCAUCAAGGCCAGGGCGAUGAAGGGAAGGAGCAGGAGCAUGCCAGAGAUCAGCCCUCUGGAGCAGAGUGCCCAGGGGUGA
This is a messenger RNA of Cottoperca gobio, 789 nucleotides long. RefSeq names its product protein RD3. NCBI's taxonomy places the organism in Eukaryota, Metazoa, Chordata, Actinopteri, Perciformes, Bovichtidae. The transcript is spliced from 3 exons. The record is from RefSeq and is a predicted model, not a curated record. The coding region runs from base 106 to 789 and encodes 227 amino acids.